AUGUACUUAGAAGUUCCCGUCCCCCCCUCCCCCCCUCCAUAUCCCCCCUUUAAUUCCCUGGUUCUCCCUCCCUGUUCUGCGACUCCAGCGUACGUAUUCUUGGUUGCUGUUGCAGCGAGUGUGAGACGGAGAUACGUCAUAGGACGCUAG
Messenger RNA from Bipolaris zeicola 26-R-13, 150 nucleotides. RefSeq lists its product as uncharacterized. NCBI's taxonomy places the organism in Eukaryota, Fungi, Ascomycota, Dothideomycetes, Pleosporales, Pleosporaceae. The record is from RefSeq and is a predicted model, not a curated record. Bases 1 to 150 code for a protein of 49 amino acids. The transcript has a single exon.